Wickerhamiella sorbophila is the source of this 1695-nucleotide messenger RNA. Its product is annotated as Heat shock protein STI1. The transcript has a single exon. The coding region runs from base 1 to 1695 and encodes 564 amino acids. The record is from RefSeq and is a predicted model, not a curated record. Gene Ontology annotation, molecular function: Hsp90 protein binding. Lineage: Eukaryota; Fungi; Ascomycota; Dipodascomycetes; Dipodascales; Trichomonascaceae.
AUGUCUGCUGAAGAGUUUAAAGCCCAGGGAAACGCUGCGUUCUCCGCCAAGGAAUACGAAAAAGCUGCCGAGUUGUUCACCAAGGCAAUUGAGGCCUCGGAAACGCCGAACCACGUACUGUAUUCCAACCGCUCGGGCGCCUAUGCCGCGAUGAAGAAGUACGACAGUGCUCUUGAGGACGCUCUGCAAACCACCAAGAUUAAUCCGCAGUGGGCAAAGGGAUACAGCCGUCUGGGUGCUGCUCACCACGGUCUGGGUGAUCUGGUCUCUGCCAAGGACGCCUACGAGCAAGCGCUGAAGGUCGAUCCGGCAAACGCCCAGGCAAAGGCCGGUCUCCAGAGCGUUGAAGACGCUAUUGGCCGUGAGGCCGCUGCAGACGGCCAGAUGCCGGACAUGGGUUUUUCUCAAAUGUUCAAGGACCCUCAAACCAUGGCCAAGCUCUACGAGAACCCCAAGACUCGCGAGUACCUCAAGGACCCCGAUUUCCAGCAGAAAAUCCAGGCCAUGGCCAGCAACCCCAUGGCUGCUCUGCAGAGCGCUACUCAGGAUCCUCGUCUGAUGGAGGCUAUGGGAGUCUUGCUUGGUAUCGACAUGCAGGCCUCUCCUGCUAACGCUGGCGAGAACGACACGUUUAUGCCUGACGCACCGGCCGAGGAAAAGCCCAAGCCCAAGGCCGAGCCCAAAAAGGAGCCCGAGCCCGAGCUGCCUAGCGAAAAAGUCGAGGCCGACAAGGAAAAGGCCCAGGGUAACGAUCUCUACAAGAACCGCCAGUUCGACGAGGCUAUUGAGCACUACAACAAGGCUUGGUCUCUGUUCAAGGAUAUCACUUACUUGAACAAUCGUGCUGCUGCCGAGUUUGAAAAGGGUGACUACGAAACCACUAUCAAGACCUGCCAGCAGGCCGUCGACGAGGGCCAUGAGAUGCAUGCUGAUUUUAAGCUGAUUGCCCGCGCUUUGGGCCGCAUCGGCAGCUGCUACCUCAAGCUCGACAACCUCAAUGAGGCCAUUAACUACUUUGAAAAGAGUUUGACCGAGCACCGCUCCCCCGAUGUCUUGACCAAGCUCCGGGAUACUCAGCGUGAGCUUCGCAAGCGCGAAGAGGAAGCCUACAUCGACCCCGUCAAGGCCGAGGAGGCCCGCAACGAGGGCAACGAGCUGUUCAAGAAGGCCCAGUUCCCCGAGUCCGUCAAGGCCUAUACUGAGGCCAUCAAGCGCGCUCCUGAAGACCCUCGCGGCUACGGUAACCGUGCGGCCGCAUAUCUUAAGCUUAUGAGCUACCCCGAGGCUGUCUCGGACUGCGACAAGGCCAUUUCACUGGAUCCCAAGUUCUUCAAGGCCUACACCCGCAAGGCCACUGCUUUGAACAUCAUGAAGCAGUACCGCAAGUCCAUGGAGGUGCUUGACCAGGCGCGCGAGGUCGACACCGAGGGCAAACACACCCGCGAGAUCGACGAGCUGGAGAACCGGGCCUACGAGGGCCGCUUCGCCUCUCUCCCUGGCGAGUCCGAGACUGCUCGGGCCGAACGGCUUGCUCAGGACCCCGAGAUCGACGAGAUUCGUCGCGACCCCGUCAUGAACACCAUUCUGCAGCAAGCGGCCAACGAUCCUGCCGCGCUGAACAACCACAUGCGUAAUCCAGAGGUUCGUCGCAAGAUCCGGCUGCUGGCAGCCGCUGGUAUCAUCCGCACUCGUUAA